UAUAAAAAUUUAACCUUCAUGUCAUUUCUCUAGGGUUUUUCUUGCUCCUUCUUCUUCUUCCUCUUUCCUGCCCUCUGUCGGCUGCGCCUUGGCACAAUGACUAAAAGAACCAAGAAGGCUGGAAUUGUUGGAAAGUAUGGUACACGUUAUGGGGCUAGUCUGCGGAAGCAGAUUAAGAAGAUGGAAGUUAGCCAGCACAGCAAAUACUUCUGUGAGUUCUGUGGCAAGUAUGCUGUGAAAAGGAAGGCUGUGGGAAUUUGGGGAUGCAAGGAUUGUGGCAAAGUCAAAGCAGGCGGUGCUUACACAUUGAACACAGCGAGUGCCGUAACCGUUAGGAGCACUAUCAGAAGGCUGAGGGAGCAGACAGAGAGCUAAAACAACCACCAAGUUCAGUUCUGAUGGCGGCUUCACUUAACAACCCUAUCUAGAGUUCUUUAAAAUCAGGGGAUUUUGAUUUUAUUUUCUAGUUCUUUUUUUUUUAAGUUAUUUGGUUAAGGAUUUUGUUUUUGUUUAUCGGUAAUGUUGUGAACUAUACUAAAUUUGUUCAUUUAGGUGAUAUUAUCAAACUCCGCUGUUUUUAAAACCCUACCUAGUCCAGUAAUUAUCCAACUAUAGAUGCUGUUCACUUUGGUUUUUACUCUACUUGUAAUGCAUGUUUUAACAAAGAAUUCAAGUUUUCUUUUUCUU
This is a messenger RNA of Diospyros lotus (date-plum), 687 nucleotides long. Its product is annotated as 60S ribosomal protein L37a. Lineage: Eukaryota; Viridiplantae; Streptophyta; Magnoliopsida; Ericales; Ebenaceae. The record is from RefSeq and is a predicted model, not a curated record. The transcript has 5 exons. Gene Ontology annotation, cellular component: ribosome. Gene Ontology annotation, molecular function: structural constituent of ribosome. The coding region runs from base 97 to 375 and encodes 92 amino acids. Gene Ontology annotation, biological process: translation.